This is a messenger RNA of Rhagoletis pomonella (apple maggot), 1037 nucleotides long. RefSeq lists its product as uncharacterized. The coding region runs from base 119 to 784 and encodes 221 amino acids. Lineage: Eukaryota; Metazoa; Arthropoda; Insecta; Diptera; Tephritidae. The record is from RefSeq and is a predicted model, not a curated record. The transcript has 3 exons.
AAUUUCAUGUCACUUAGAAAAAUACGGUUGUGGUGGUGCUCGCGACUGACUGAAACGAAAACGAAAGUGUUGUGUAAAUAGAAAUUACUUAGACAAAAAAAAAUAAUACUGUGGUAAAAUGAAAGUGUUCGUAUUUGCCGGAAUUUGCUUAAUUAGCAUUGUGAGUCUAAGCUCUGCACAAUUUUCGAAUGGACGCGUGUUGGAUCCCCCUAAUCCACAAUUGUGCGCUCAAAGGAUUAUUCACGAAAAGACACCCGAUGGCAAAGGCUACUUCUUUUCUUGGCGCGAUCCUCAAUUGAAAGGCGUGGAAGAAGAUUGGUUGACAGCCAGAAACUUCUGUCGCAGACGUUGCAUGGAUUCAGUAUCAUUGGAAACUAGCUUAGAAAAUGAAUGGAUAAAGCAGCGCGUAGUUAAUGAAAACGUAAAAUAUAUCUGGACAAGCGGUCGUUUAUGUGACUUUAAGGGCUGUGAACGUCCCGACUUGCAGCCCACUAACAUCAAUGGUUGGUUCUGGACCGCCACUCUCCAAAAGUUGGCUCCCACCUCGGAACGUUCGCAGGGAGAUUGGUCGCCCAGUGGUGGCAUUGGCCUUCCGCAGCCUGAUAACCGUGAAUACAAGCAAAAUGGUGCUCCGGAAAAUUGCUUAGCUCUGCUGAACCAAUUCUACAAUGAUGGUGUAAACUGGCACGAUGUCGCCUGCCACCACAAGAAGCCAUUUGUGUGUGAGGAGAACGAUGCCCUUCUGAAGUAUGUGCGCUAUACAAACCCUAACCUGCGCAUCUAAGGUGCUGUAACCAAAUGGAUAAUGCAGCUAUACUAGAAAUAGCUGAAGAGAAACCAAAAAUGCCUUCUUUCGUUUUAAAUUUAAUCUAUUCAUAAGCAGAGAUGCUUUCUGGACUGUAUUAAUAUGAUCAUUGUUUUCUUUCUAUUUUUCUCAACUUUAAACUUUCAUAUACCCUCACUAUUUAGUUAAAUAAUAUUUUUUUGUAUUAAUUUAUGAUUAUAAUAUACAUAUACAUACCUAUAAACAACGAAAA